Messenger RNA from Trichomonas vaginalis G3, 558 nucleotides. Its product is annotated as organellar and viral DNA polymerase type B. Lineage: Eukaryota; Parabasalia; Trichomonadida; Trichomonadidae. The record is from RefSeq and is a predicted model, not a curated record. The transcript has a single exon. The coding region runs from base 1 to 558 and encodes 185 amino acids.
AUGGACAAAGAUUGCGAUAUGUUAUAUAAGAACAUCUCUGACAUAUACAAAUCUGAAGAAUUUAAGACCUACGACAACUUUGUUUCGUUAGUUGCAAAAUGUGUAUGGCAGAUAAGAGAUAAAGAUAAAAGAGGUAAAGUAUGGAACGAACAGAUAAAACCAGCAACUUUUGAGUUAAAGAAAACCAUUGACGCCUUAGUUGUUUUAGCAGGUCAAAUUUCAAUGUACAAUGCUAAAAUGAACCCACAAUGUUCAAAAUGUAAAGCAGCAAUGAGGAAAUAUAACUACUCCGUCAAAGAGAUAGAAAGAAUGCGAAACGACUAUGCUGAUUUAAAGGAAGAAGCAGAGAAACCAGCAGAAGAUAAAAUGGACAUGUUGACAUUUCUAAACAAAAACUAUCCAACAGCUGACGAUUUCCUUCUAUCUGAUGUCAAGAAGAAAUAUAAAGAAACAUUCGGCAUUGUGAAAACUUUUGACAUACUGACAGAAGAAAUAGAAGCUACGAAAUUGUUUAGAAUUUCACGAAUUCACAAUGUUUACCAUGUAAAACGCUUAUAA